Messenger RNA from Colletotrichum godetiae, 1550 nucleotides. Its product is annotated as acetyltransferase. The coding region runs from base 410 to 1219 and encodes 269 amino acids. The record is from RefSeq and is a predicted model, not a curated record. NCBI's taxonomy places the organism in Eukaryota, Fungi, Ascomycota, Sordariomycetes, Glomerellales, Glomerellaceae. The transcript has 4 exons. Gene Ontology annotation, molecular function: acyltransferase activity, transferring groups other than amino-acyl groups.
UCACUGGUCUCGACCAAUAUUCAAUAUCAGCACCCAUUCAAAUCGUCUCUCUCUCCACACGAAACUCUUUCAAUCAGUCAUCUGAGAAUCUGCCUGACAGCAUCCGCCCACCAAAUCUUUUUGCCCGUUCAUCGCAUAUCGUAAAGACAUUGUUUUCUCCCGCGUCUUGCUGACGACGCCCAUUCCUCCAACGUCGAACUUCAACAAGCCUACCUAGCCAAAGGACGUAACCCGUCAAAAUCAUUAUUGAUGUCGGUUGACCUUCGUACAAGCCUCAAUUGCCUUCGCCAUCCAUCAAGGUUUAUGCCCGUCUCGAGAACACAACUCUCGAGAGACCAUACGGGUGAUAGUAUACAGAAUUUAAAUUCGUGAAUAAGACAGGUUCUCCUGUCGAAAAUUGAAGCCCGUCAUGGAGCACGUAAGCAAAAGCGCCACCCUUGUCGAGCUCAAACGUUCUCUCGUGCCCCCGAAAUGGGAAGAUACCGUGCGUGUCAUUGGCAUGUCGGAGUGCAAGGAGGCCGGCCUCUCGCUGGCCCACGCCUUUGCUGCUGAUGAUCUUAGCCAGUAUCUCCUCGACGCCGACGAUAUGGCAAGCCUAUCGGCCGAGUCGAAGUGGAAGCUGCACGUCGACAUCAUGACCUACAUCGCAGCCGCCCACUGUCUCAACGGUAUUGUCACCACUAUUGGCUCGGACUACGAUGCUGUUGCUCUGUGGAUGCCUCCUGGAAAGGACACUGACGGAUGGUUGACCAUCCUCCGCAGUGGGUUGUGGCGACUCUAUUUCCAGCUAUCCGUGGAAGCUAGACGUCGGUACUACGACGAGCUAUUGCCUCUGCUGCAUGACACCAAGCUGGAGGUCAUGGGCGAGCGGGACAAUGAUUGCUACUACCUGGUCUACCUAGGGACCAAGCCCAACGCCCGGGGCAAGGGGUAUGCGAGAAAGCUGCUCAACGACAUGAUUGAGAGGGCCGACGCGGAAAACCGCGCCGUUUAUCUCGAGUCCAGCUCUCUGUCCAACAACGAGUACUAUCUCAAGUUUGGCUUCGAGUUCAAGCGCGAGAUCCGGAUGACGCGUGGAGACACACCCGUCAGCCUCUUCAUCAUGGUCCGCGAACCAUGCGCGCACAAGAUUGGGGGAGGCCAGACAUACUCAACCGUGGUCUCCAGCAACGUCAAGCUACAAAUCAAUGCCGUGAUAAAGGAGACGGUGCGGGUCUGAGUUGGCGGGUGCGCUGUCGAAGUUGUGAGCAACCCAUAUCCUUCCUUUCGACCUGGAAAUGGCGAUGUGAUGUGUGUUUUGUCCGUUCUGUUUACCGUAUCCGGAGGUGGUGUAGUGUUACUUGCCUCUCAUGUGUUGACGAUCCCUUCAUCUAUGGCGGCGGUCCUUGUGGGCAUUGCUUGCCACUUGUGUCUCAUGCUGACUACAGCUCGAGUUUCAACAUUGACCUGAAUGGGCGCGUCUGGUUCAACACCGGCGCUGAUGCAUGCGAAGCUUACUGUCCCUACCGCAGCGGCGAUGGAACGGUGCCUUUGUCAUUUUCUUUUUACGA